Molecule: messenger RNA, 5313 nt
Organism: Plasmodium vinckei vinckei
Lineage: Eukaryota; Apicomplexa; Aconoidasida; Haemosporida; Plasmodiidae
Product: leucine-rich repeat protein
Exons: 8
Coding region: 1-5313 (1770 amino acids)
Molecular function (GO): protein binding
Source: RefSeq, a predicted model, not a curated record
AUGUUGCUCGAUUUAUCUAGAUGUAAAUUAAAAAGUUUAGAGGAUAGUGAUGUGAUCCUUGAAAAACUGAUCGAACUAAAUUGUGAUUAUACAAGUAUAACCUAUUUAGAUGUUUCAUAUAAUAAUAUUAAAUCUCUUAAAGGGUUAAGACAUUUUGAAAAUUUGAAAAUAUUAAAUAUUUCCAAUAAUGAAUUAACUUCAUUAGAUGGUGAUUAUAUUCCUUGUUCAAUCGAAAAAAUAAUUUGUGAUCAUAAUAAUCUUAGUGACAUUUGUUUUAAGAGUUUAACAGAUGAAAGAGAAGAAUCAGAAUUUGAAUAUGAAACUGAUGAAGAAACGGGUUCAGAUAAUAGUAGAAAAAAUAAUUAUAUAGAUAAAAGUUAUAAUUAUAAAAAUGAUAUUCCUUCAAAUUAUUCAAAUGAUUUAAAAAAUUAUAAUAUUCAUGAUAAAUAUAAUAAUAGUUUUCUUUAUGAUAAAAUAUAUUACACAAAUAAUGAUUUCCCAUUAAGUAAUUUAAAAUACUUAGAUGUAAGUUACAACAAUAUUAAAAGGUUAGCAACAUUUGAAAAAUACCUUCACAUUUUAAACAAGAGAAAUAAAUUAAAUAAUUCCAAUGAAACAAACAUAUCAAAAAGUACCAAGUCUGAAAGUGCAGAAAGUGAUAUUAAUGAUGCACACAUAAAUAAUUUUAUUUCAAGUAAAACUGAAAAAGAUGUUAUGAUUCUAUUUUUUAAUUCUAUAGAAACUUUGCAUCUAAGAGGCAAUAAAUUAACUAAUUUAAAAGGAUUAAGUGUUUUAAAAAAUUUAAAAGUUUUAGAUCUUAGAUCAAAUUUAAUUAGUCAUCCAGUACAACUUUUUUAUAUUUUAGAUAACAAAGAUUGGCUUAAAAAAUAUCAUGAUAAAAAAACAAAAAAUAAUAAUACUUAUUGCUCCUAUUUUUCAUGUAUUGUAAAAAAAUACAAAAACAUAAAUUUACAAAAUAUAUUAUUACUAGGUAAUAACAAAGUAUUCAAACCAAAACGGCUACUUGCAUCUGUCUUUAAUGUAUUAAAAAAUGUUAAUACAAAAAAAGAACUUAUAACAGAUUUUUCAGACACUGUUUCAUCAAAUGAAAAUAUUAACAUUUUGGGCCAUGAGUUAUGUGAUGCAGAUGAUGAGGAAGAUGGUGAUUCAUAUACUACUUAUACUAAUUCAGAUGUGGGUUCUGAACCAGAUGUAGAAGCAGAGGCAGAAACCGAGGAAAAUUCAAACUUAAUAGAAAAUGAUAAAUGUAUUUCUAAAAAUAAAUAUGAUAAUUUUGUAAACAAAAGUAAUGAAAUAAAUACUCAUAGUGAGACUGAAAAAAUUGUAUAUAAACCAAAGGAUCGUAUUGAAUUGAAUGAUUCGGGGUUCUAUGAUAAAAAUGAAAGUGAUUAUUUUGAGAGUAACCAAGGGGAAAGGGAUAUUCCAACUCCUUUAAGUCGAAAAGAAAUAGAUGUAGAAUCAAAUGAUACUGAGGAGGAUGAAGAUGAGAAAGUAGAAAUUGCAACGGAUUCUAAGGAUGAAUCAGAAAGUCAAAAAGAAGAUGACACAAGUGAAGAAGAAGUCGAACCAAGCAAAGUAGAAAAUGAUGAGGUAGAUGCAGACCAAAUAAACAAUCAAAAUGAUAGUGAAAUUGAAAGUGAGGAGGAAGAAAUGACUGAAAGUGAGAUAGAUGUAGGUCCCAUAAAGAAUCAAAAUGAUAGUGAAAUUGAAAGUGAAGAGGAAGAAAUGACUGGAAGUGAGAUAGAUGUAGGUCCCAUAAAGAAUCAAGGUGAUAGCGAAGUUGAAAGUGAAGAUGAAAUAGCUAAAAGCAAGGUAGAUAUAGAUAGUAUAAAGAAUCAAGGUGAUAGCGAAGUUGAAAGUGAAGAAGAAAUAGCUAAAAGCGAGGUAGAUGUAUAUAGUGUAAAGAAUCAAAGUGAUAGUGAAAUUGAAAGCGAAGAAGAAGUAGCUAAAAGCGAGGUAGAUGUAUAUAGUGUAAAGAAUCAAAGUGAUAGUGAAAUUGAAAGCGAAGAAGAAGUAGCUAAAAGCGAGGUAGAUGUAUAUAGUGUAAAGAAUCAAAGUGAUAGUGAAACUGAAAGUGAGGAGGAGGAAGAAGAGGAAGAAAUAGCUAAAAGUGAAGUAAAUAUAGAUGGUAUAAAGAAUCAAGGUGAUAGCGAAGUUGAAAGUGAAGAAGAAAUAGCUAAAAGCGAAGUAGAUGUAGAUCCCAUAAAGGAUCAAGAUGAUAGUGAAAUUGAAAGCGAAGAUGAAAUAGCUAAAAUCGAGGUAGAUGUAGACAGUAUAAAGAAUCAAGAUGAUAGUGAAGCUGAAAAUGAGGAGGAGAAAGAAGAAGAAAUAACUAGGAACGAGGUAGAUGUAUAUAGUGUAAAGAAUCAAGGUGAUAGCGAAGUUGAAAGCGAAUAUGAAGACGAUGUAGAUAUGAAUCUAGAAUCAGAAAGAAGGGAAGAAAAAGAAGAAGGUGAACAGAUGCAUAAAUCAGAAACGGAAUUAACGGAUUUAGAAAUAGAAGAAAUAGAAACUGUCGAAAAUGACAAAUUAAAUAUUAAAGAAAAUGAAUCCAAAUAUAAAAAUUCUCAUGAAGUUACAAAAGAAGUAGAAGUGAGUGAUUCCUAUGAUAAAAUAGAGGACGAAAAAGAGGUAUAUGCAUCUAACAAUGAAUCCGAAAUGAAUAGUGAAAUAGAAGUGAGUGAUUCCUAUGAUAAAAUAGAGGACGAAAAAGAGGUAUAUGCAUCUAACAAUGAAUCCGAAAUGAAUAGUGAAAUAGAAGUGAGUGAUUCAGAUGAUGAAAUAGAGAACGAAAAAGAAGAAGAUAAUUUUACAGAUUUUAUUAAUCCAAACUUGAUACAAAAUACCAAUAAAAAUGUAGAAACAAAAUCAAAAGAGGUAGUUCCUUUUUAUAAUAAUUUAAAAAAAAAUAUGCUUAAAGAAAAUUAUCAUAAUAAAAAUAGUGAGGAAAAUGAAUCUAUAGAAUCAAAUGAGCAAAUAGUUAGAUUGAGAGAUGUAAUUAAAAAAAAUAAUCGAUUACAUAGUUAUAAUUGUAAUGAAAUAAAAAUAGACAGUAAUGAAAAGGAAAUAUAUAAAAAAAAUGAUAUUUCAUUGAAAAAAAAAACAAAAAAAUAUAACAAGAAUAACUAUUAUUCUGUUUCUACUCAAAUUAAUAACAAAAUUAUUAAAAAUAAAAAUGCUAAUACCAAUUCCAACAAUUUUAAUGAGAGCAUAGAUAAUAUAAUAAAUAAUAAUAUUGAAGAAAAUGAAACAAGCUGUUCUUUUUCAUCUAUUGUAAAAAAUAAAAAAAUAUUUAAAAAAAUAGAACCCAAUGAUAAACAUUUAGAUGAUUCAAAUUAUGUAAAUCAUACAUCUAUAGAAAAUGACAUACUUAAUAGUGAAUUCGAACAAAUUAGUCAAAGUCCUACUCUUGAGCAAAAUGAUAGUGGCACAAAUUCUAUCCCUCAAUCUAAUAUACAUAAAAAUGAAAACAUUGAUGAAUCUAAUAAAGUUAGAACCCAAAUGAUAGAAAAAGAAUAUGCAGAUACACAUUUAGAUGUAAUAGAAGGUAAUAUAAACAGAAAAUGUGUAAAUCAUGGGUAUUCAAAAUAUUUUGAUUCAGCAAAUGAAAACAUAAAUAACAAUGCUGAUAAUAGUUCUGCUAAACAAAACUUAAGCUUGAACACUGUCUUUGAAAAGGGAAGUAAUAAUGUCAGACCAGAUGUUGUAGUAGAAGAAGAAGAAGGAGAAACACAAUCCAUGUGCAAUGAAAGUAAAGAAAUAGUGAACAAGCUAAAGAGUAAUAAUGGAUAUAAAAAAAAUGCUAACAAAUUAUGUAAAAUUAAAAGUUUAGAAACUUCAAAUUUAUCACACAACAAAUUGUUAAAUGAUUCGGGUGUAUCAAAUUAUGAAUUAUCUUCCGACUUGUCUGAAAUGAACAAAGUAGACAAAUUUAAUAAAACACAUUUAGACCUUGUUAAAAAAAAUCAACAUGACGAAAAAAAUGAUAUAAAUAAGAAUAAUGCUUCUUAUAAAACUUCUAAAAACUCGAAUGAAAUAAAACAAAUAGGAAGUAAGACAAAUAAAGGUUCUAUAAAUGAUAAUACAAAAAUGUUAAAGUGCUAUGAAAAAAUUAAUGAAAAUAAUGACAACCAUAAAUUGGACACAAAUUUGGAACUACAACUAAAAGAAACAUGCUUAGAAUUGAAAAAAGAAAAACAAUACAAUAAUAUAUUAUUUAAAGAAAAUAAAAAGCUUGAAAAUAAAAUAAAAUCACUAAACAAAAAUAAAAAAAUGUUUAAAAAAAAAAUUAGAAAAUUAGAAAAAGAUUGCAAUGACAAAAAUGAAAUUACAAAAGAAUAUGAAAAUAUUAUGAACAAAUUAAAUUUAGUAGAAAACUCAAAAAUGGAAAUUCCUAUGGAUAAUAUAAAAAUCCAGAAUACAUACAUUGAGAAUGCAAUAGAGCAACUAUAUUGCACAUUCUUCGAUACAUUAGGUGAAAACCACAUAAUAACAAAAAGGAUCGAGGAUUUAGCUUUUGUAUAUUCAAAAAAGGAAACAAAAAUGAAAUCACAGUUGAAUAACCAAAUGAAGAAUUUAGAAUUAUUAAAAAGUAACGAAGAAUUAACUAAAGCCAAAGAUGAAUAUUUCAAUGAGUUACAAAAAAAAGAAAAAAUUAUUAUCGAAUUAACUGGAAAAAUAGAAGACCUGAUGAAAAGCACCAAUGACAUGAAAAAUGUGUUAGGAAAAAAUGAAAACAAAUUAAAGACUUUUCAAAUAGAGCUAUCUCAAAAAGAUGAACUAAUCAAAGAAUUAGAAGAAAAAAACAAUAAGCUGGUGGAAACUGAGAAAGCAAUACAAACUGAAAGAGAAAAUUUGUUGGAGCUAUUAUAUGGAAAAGACGAGAAAUUGGUCAAUGCGAAAGAGUAUAAAGAUGAAAUAAAAGAGUUGCAACAGAAAAUAAAAAACUAUUUACAUAAGAAUGCUCAUAAAGUACAAGAUAAAAUAUAUGAACAAGUUUUAGAUAAGUUAUAUGAUGAACAAAUUAAAAUACAAUCAUUGUUAGUAGAAAAAGAUCAAACUAUAAUUCAAAAAAAUACAAAAAUAGAAAAUCUUCAACACCAAUUACAUUCAUGGGCUGAAGAAGCAUCAAAAUGGGUCUCGAUUGCAGAUAAGCACACAAAACUUAUUACAAACCAUAACACCUUAAAGAAAAACUACGAAGAAUUAAAGUAUAAGUAUAUAAUGGAUGUGAAACAUUUGCAAACAAAAAAGAAUGAAAAAGUAAAAGAGCUUAUAAGGAAGUUCUCAUAA